AUGAAACGCAACCGGCGACAAUUUCCUGGUUGCAUCAGGCGGCCCCGACCCACCAGCGCGGCAGUAGCGGCGGCAGCUUGUCCAGUACCCGUCGGCCGCGGGGCAAACCCACCCACAUCCGCCCAGAAGCCAUCCACACGCACCCAGAAGCUAUCCACACGCACCCAGAAGCUAUCUACAUGUACCCACAUCCGCCCAGAAGCCAUCCACACGCACCCAGAAGCCAUCCACACGCACCCACAUCCGCCCAGAAGCCAUCCACACGCACCCAGAAGCCAUCCACACGCACCCACAUCCGCCCAGAAGCCAUCCACACGCACCCAGAAGCCAUCCACACGCACCCAGAAGCUAUCCACACGCACCCACAUCCGUCCAGAAGCCAUCCACACGCACCCAGAAACUAUCUACACGCACCCACAUCCGUCCAGAAGCCAUCCACACGCACCCAGAAACUAUCUACAGGCACCCACAUCCGUCCAGAAGCCAUCCACACGCACCCAGAAGCCAUCCACACGCACCCAGAAGCUAUCUACACGCACCCACAUCCGCCCAGAAGCCAUCCACACGCACCCAGAAGCCAUCCACACGCACCCAGAAGCCAUCCACACGCACCCAGAAACCAUCCACACGCACCCAGAAGCCAUCCACACGCACCCAGAAACCAUCCACCUGCACCCACAUCUGCCCACAAGCCUCUCCAGCCGCCCGCCCAUCCACCUUCCUGCCCAUGGUCACCAUCAGGGGUUGAGGUAG
Molecule: messenger RNA, 753 nt
Organism: Procambarus clarkii (red swamp crayfish)
Lineage: Eukaryota; Metazoa; Arthropoda; Malacostraca; Decapoda; Cambaridae
Source: RefSeq, a predicted model, not a curated record